CCGUGCGCACAGGGGUCACGACGCAGGGGCAGCCCAGAGCAGCCUGGGAGAUGUAGUCCCAGGACCGACUGCUGGCCACGGGACCGACAAAGCCUACUUUUGACCAUCUCCGCCGUCGUCCUCUCCGGCCUGCUGUCCGGCACACACUCACACACGCACACACACACAAGCACACACAAGCGCCCUCACACACGGGAGUCUACUUGGUGGUUUGUUUUUUUCCUGCCCAAGGGGAGAAAUGUCCUUCGUGCCGCUCUCUAAGAAACAGCAGGAUGUACCGGUCCAGCGCUGUCAGUAGGAAAAAGCUGCGCAAACCAUGCAGGAUGAUUUACUGAUGGACAAAAGCAAAACCCAGACUCAGCAGCGGCAGCAGCAGCAGCAGCAGCAGCAACAGCAGCAGCAGCAGCAGCAGCAGCAGGAGUCAAACGCAGCGGAAGCCUCUUCCACGCCCCUCUCCUCAGAGACCCCCAAGCCGGAGGACAGCAGCCCAGUGACGAGUCUCAAUCCAACAGCAGCGGCGGCGACUUCUUCGACGGCCCCCAACAGCAAGGAGAAGAUGCAGAUGGAAUCUCCGCUCCUGCCCGGCUUGAGUUUCCACCAGCCCCCGCAGCAGGAGCCUGCCGCGGCGCCGGGCACGUCCUUGUCCCCUUCCUUCGGGAGCACCUGGUCGACGGGCACCACGAACGCCGUGGAGGACAGUUUUUUCCAAGGGAUCACCCCCGUCAAUGGGACCAUGCUUUUUCAGAAUUUCCCUCACCACGUCAACCCGGUCUUCGGAGGCACCUUCUCCCCGCAGAUCGGCCUAGCGCAGGCUCAGCACCACCAACAGCAGCAGCCGCCGCCGCCGCCUCCACCGCCUGCCCCGCAGCCGCCGCCGCCGCCGCAACAGCAGCCGCAGCCCCCGCCGCCCCAGCCCCAGCCGCCGCCGCCCGCACAGCCGCAGCAGGCGCAGCAGGCGCAGCAGCAGCAGCAGCGCAGGUCGCCGGUGAGCCCCAACCAGGCGACCUACACCCAAAGAAACGCCGCGGCGUACAGCCAUCAGCCCAUCAUGACCAGCAAGCCGUCCUCUGCCUCGGCCUCCUCAUCCUCCUCCAGCUGGAACAAUCACCAGAACGCCGCCUGGAGCACCCCUUCCAAUCCCUGGGGCGGGCUGCAAGCCGGCAGGGACCCUCGCCGGGCUGUUGGCGUAGGGGUCGGAGUCGGGGUCGGCGUGCCAUCUCCGCUUAAUCCCAUCUCCCCGCUCAAAAAACCCUUCUCCAGCAAUGUGAUUGCGCCUCCGAAGUUCCCCCGGGCGGCUCCUCUCACCUCCAAAUCCUGGAUGGAGGAUAACGCUUUUCGGACCGAUAAUGGUAACAAUCUGUUGCCAUUUCAGGACCGGAAUAGGCCCUAUGACACAUUUAACUUGCACUCUUUGGAGAACUCUUUAAUGGAUAUGAUAAGGACUGAUCAUGAGCCUCUGAAAGGUAAACACUACCCUCCCAGUGGCCCACCAAUGAGUUUCGCUGAUAUUAUGUGGAGGAAUCAUUUUGCAGGACGCAUGGGAAUAAAUUUCCAUCACCCAGGAACAGAUAACAUUAUGGCACUUAACACCAGGAGCUAUGGGCGGAGACGAGGUCGGUCUUCUCUCUUUCCCUUUGAAGAUGCCUUUCUAGAGGACAGUCAUGGUGACCAGUCCUUAUCAUCAGGCCUCAGCUCUCCAACUCGCUGUCAGAAUGGUGAAAGAGUGGAACGCUAUUCUAGAAAGGUGUUUGUUGGGGGCCUCCCUCCUGACAUCGAUGAAGAUGAGAUUACUGCCAGCUUUCGUAGGUUUGGACCUCUUGUGGUGGACUGGCCUCACAAAGCUGAAAGCAAGUCAUAUUUUCCACCUAAAGGCUAUGCCUUUCUGCUGUUCCAGGAGGAAAGCUCUGUGCAAGCUUUGAUAGAUGCCUGUCUAGAAGAAGAUAGUAAACUUUACCUGUGUGUGUCAAGUCCCACCAUAAAAGAUAAACCGGUGCAAAUUCGACCAUGGAACCUAAGUGACAGUGACUUUGUAAUGGAUGGCUCUCAGCCUUUGGACCCCAGAAAAACUAUCUUUGUUGGGGGAGUUCCACGACCCCUUCGAGCUGUUGAAUUGGCCAUGAUUAUGGACCGUCUUUAUGGGGGCGUCUGCUAUGCUGGCAUUGAUACGGACCCAGAACUGAAGUACCCAAAAGGCGCUGGCCGAGUGGCAUUCUCCAAUCAGCAGAGUUACAUUGCCGCAAUCAGUGCACGGUUUGUGCAGCUCCAACACAACGACAUUGACAAACGGGUGGAAGUGAAGCCGUACGUGCUGGAUGAUCAGAUGUGUGAUGAAUGCCAGGGCACCCGCUGCGGUGGCAAGUUUGCUCCCUUCUUCUGUGCCAACGUCACCUGUUUGCAGUAUUACUGUGAAUACUGUUGGGCCAGCAUACACUCCCGAGCUGGGCGGGAGUUCCACAAGCCACUGGUGAAGGAGGGGGGAGACCGCCCCCGCCACGUCCCCUUCCGUUGGAGCUGAGUUCAGCGCCUAGCUCAGCCACAAGUACUGGAGGGAAAAGAGCGGCUGCCUCUGGGCUUAGAGCGUUCUGGAAAUCUGUGCAUUUGUUCUCGACUUUAAAGAAGAAAUGGGUCUUUUUUAUUAUUCUCAUUUACAGUCAUAUUACUGAACUCAGUGUCCGGUAUAAUGCAAACCUGCUGAGUGUAACUGUCCUGGCUCGCACUCUGAUUCCCCCAUUGUCUGCUUGGUACCUUAAUUCUUACCCAAGACUUGUCACUAGUGACAAUUGGUAGACUGCCAUUCUAAUCAGCCUCCGUCAGGCCGAUGUUUGUGAUGACAAUUUCUUUUGUAGAAUUCUAAUUGUUCUCAUUUUUAAAACCAGAGCAUGCACUUAUUUUCAGAAACUUUAGAGUUGCCCCUAGAAAAUGACUCACCAAAGGUAAUCCUCAUAAAGUAGGUGGCAGAUGUAGCAACAACUUCACUGAUGUUCAGCAAUCCUUAGUUUGGGUCAUUUAGAGUAAAAAUAACCCUUCAAGAAAAAUAAGCCUUUAGUUGCUCUGCAUUUCGACUUGUAAGGAUGUUACCUCAUAAGCUGUAGCUUUUAUUUUUUUUUCCCCUUUCCACCUUUUUUUGAUUUUUGUUCUGCUGAGGAUUUUGGUUAGGUCUUUUAGUGUUAGAUAAACGUAUGCUGCAAUAGCUUUUGCUGCUAUUAAAAUGGUAUUGUUAAUACCAUAAUACUCUAUUCAAGCUAGGGUAUCGAUUGAAUGAAACAAAACCACGCCACACGUCCUGUGAGUUAGAAAUAGCGACCACUGAUGGGAGGAGAGAACCGUAUACACAGGAAGCUUCCAAGGAGGGUCGAUACUUUUGACUGCAUGUUUACUUAAUCAGAUUGCUGCAUGCAAUAAAUUUGAUAUCUAAUGUCUAGUAUAAAACUUGCCCAUGGUGCACAAAUUAAGAAUCUACAUAGGCUACAAAAUACUCAUUUAAAAAGACAAAACACAACCACCAUGGUUUGGGGGUGUUUUUUUUUCCCUUUUUUUUCUCCAAAGAAUUGGUUGUCGACUGGAGGAAAGCAUGCCUCAGUAAAGGAAUACUUAUGAAAUUAAGAACAGCCCCUAACAGAAUGACCUAUAUCACAACUACUAUUAAACCUAGAUGUAGGAUAUUCUUCAAGCAAAUUUGUGGAUGGUAGAUGAAGUACUUUGCGGUGCUCUGUUAUAUAUAUAUAUACAUAUAUAUAAAUAUAUAUAUAUAUUGUGCAAUUUAUUUUAUAUAGUAAAGUGAUUAUGUCUAACUGUGAUCAACCUUAACUGUGUCAGACAUUAACAAAUUGGACAGUUCAUAACUGGUAUAUUAAUGAAAACAUGAGCUCUUCGUUACAAUCUCCUAAUGCUUGUACCAUUUUACAUAGCUUCAGACCUUGUCCAGAAAAACCAAAGAGCUCAUAUUAGCUUACAUACACUAGGAAUAUAUAUAUAUACACAAUCUAUAGAGCUAAAUUGUCAGAUUGACAAACGGCACAUUUUCAGAAAGUUGGGGAAAAGGUGAUGCUAAAGAAAUGUCUGCACAAGGGAAGGUGGCAUUGGAGGAGAGGGGUUUCUGGCUGUGAAAUUCACUUCUUACUUCCCUGAACAGAUCCUGCAAAGCUUGAAUCCAAUUCAGACCUGCUAACCCAGUGGGACAUUUUUUUAGCAUGCACUGCUGGGCUGCAGAUAGCCAUAUCUAGACACACAUAGUGUACUGAUGAUUGUGAAAAUCUGUAAACUUUGUUUUCUCUUCUUCCUUCUCUGUGUUGCAAUUCUGGGGACAAUCUGACCGGCCUACGACACUGCAGAAUAGACUUUUCUUGCUUGUGUUCUUGCGUGUGCCACUGUGAUGUCAUUGUUCUGUCUUAAGUUUGUUGUGAUUUGGUUUCGUGUUAUUGCUUUUUUUCUCCACAUUCAGUUGUGAUUAUUGGUUUACGUGUUAUGGUUUGUUUUCUAAAAGGAAAAAAAAAGUUAGUGUUUUUGUUUUUUUUAAUUAGUUUCAAACGCUUCUUAUAGUUCUCCCUUUUGAGUGUAAGCUACUUCUGGGCCUUGGAGCAAUUUUGCUCUUUGUGACCCAGGUGGCUGUGUGCGUAUGUUUUGUGUGUGUGUGUGUGUGUGUGCGCGCGCGUGCUUUUUUUCUAUAUCUUCUUUUGGUUUGGUUUUGUUUUUAUCUGUGAGACCUUUUGUUAUGCACUACUUACUACCUUUGGUAUCUAGACAGUUUCCAACAGUUGGCUGGUGAUUUUUUUUCUUUUUAAGGAAAAAGGCAUGCUUUCUGGCUGACGUGAUCCUUUGCAAUACCUCAAUUUUGAAAUAUAGGAAAGAAAAUGAUAUUUUCUAAGUAAGUUUAUUCAGAAAAAAUAUAUAUUAAUUUAAUUCUGCAAGAAAAAAUGAUUUAACAGAUGGGUAACUUUAUUUUUUUCAUGCUUAUUUGCGGUUUUUUUGAAAAUGAAGAAGUUAGAGCUUUAUACCUAUAAUAUUAAAGAUCCUGUCUAACCUACAGAAACCUACCUAGUUGUGUGGAAGGAGCAAAACUUUUUGAAGACAUACCCCUCUUUCGCAUACUAAAAUCACCCCGCCAGAGAGAAAGCUGGAAGACGUACAGCAUAGAGUUGAGUCCAACAUUGCCAUGGAGAAUAGGUUGAAAACAAACUCCAUUUGGUGCUGAGAGCUGUGAAUAGACGGUGAAAAAUAUUUUCCCUUAAUUUGUAUAUUUCUAAUCAAGCGUUGAUUAUGCACGACUGACCAGAAUUGUGAAAGAGUUCUUCUGUUUGUAUUUUUUUAAAGAGAACUUUUUUAGUUUAUUAAAUUAUAACAUGUUCCCUUUUGUUUGUAAAUAAGUGUGCCCCUCCCCCCCAGUUGUUAAUGUUCUAUUAAAAGAGAGGGUCCUUCAAAAAAAAUAUUAUUUUUUAAAAAAAAUCCACAAAAGGUGUUUUGAACUGUCUGUAACCUGCCUGAGAAGCGCCUGGUCCUCCAGGCCUCCCGUGGCCAUUCCUUGGGGUGAGACUUGAACUUGUUUUUUUGAAGGCUAUAACCUAACCUCGACUAUUUGUUGUUAUGUGCAAUACUGUUUGUACUGUUUGUAUAAAAAAUAGAAAAAAAAGAAAAGAAAAAAGGCAUAAAUCUUUAUUGCAGAUUUAUUUUCAUUGCAAACUUUAGACAUUGUGAUUCACUGAAAUCAUUUUUCUACUGUCAAAUAUGUACCUUUUCUUCAUGCUGGUAUUUUUUCAAUAGUAAUGUAGCCUUUGUACUGAGACAAAAAUUUUCAUUGUUAUUUUUAGAAAGAUUUUUUGCUAAGAAAAAAAUUAAACAUAUUUACAUAUUUUUCAUUUUAUUUCGUAUUUUCUUUAAAGAGUGCUUUCUCAAUCAUUAAUAGAGUUGUUUCGGGAGGGACUUUCAUAUCUGGUCAAUGUCAUAAUAUUAUUUUGUAUUUUUACUUGGAAUAAAUUAAUUUUAUGAUGCUAAUUCCUUAAAGGUUUAUUUUUUUCAUUUUCGGUUAUUUUUGAAGCUAAAACCUUUGUAAUAUUGUUACUAAAGUGUCUAGUUUUUUGAAAUGCAAAGCUUUCUGUAUUAACUUGCUGAAGUGGUUUACAGUAGGUGACAAUGAAUUAAUGGCUGGUUAUGUAAAGCAACUGGAAAUGUAAUGAACAAUUGGGCAAUAAAGAGAAUGGAGCCGAA
Molecule: messenger RNA, 6201 nt
Organism: Phascolarctos cinereus (koala)
Lineage: Eukaryota; Metazoa; Chordata; Mammalia; Diprotodontia; Phascolarctidae
Gene: CPEB3
Product: cytoplasmic polyadenylation element binding protein 3
Biological process (GO): negative regulation of cytoplasmic translation
Cellular component (GO): neuron projection; cytoplasm; nucleus
Molecular function (GO): translation factor activity, RNA binding; mRNA 3'-UTR binding; mRNA regulatory element binding translation repressor activity
Source: RefSeq, a predicted model, not a curated record